CCUAAUUCAUUUUUUCAUUUUACUCAGCAUACACUGCUCUCUCUCUCCGUCGGCGCCUCUCUCCCCAGCUUCCCUUCCCAGAAUUCCCAAUCAGACGCCUUUCUCCUCCACUUCACUGACGACUGUCGGCAGCCCGGUGGGCACCGACGGCGUCUCCCUAAAUUUUUCAGUCGGUGACAAUGCUUUACAGUCGGAGAAAAUGCUUCGUUUAAGUAUCAGACGCACGAAACCAAUUCGUAGCAUCCAUGGACUGGAGAUUUCGGAUUCGGUGCAAGUGAUCGUAGGUACACUUAUUGGCGGCAGUCUUCAUUUCAUCAGCAAUCUGGAGAGCCACACACUCCGAUUUCUGUUAUUUCGAAUGAUACGGCAAGGCCUCUGCUUUCGCGCACUGUUUCGAGUAUAGACAUCCCACCGGAGAUUUUCUCCGACGACUACGAAAGGGAAAGCACUUACGAGGAGGAAAAAGACUCCAUGAAAGAGAAGAAGACAUUAUCAGUUUUGUAUUCGGUGAUAUCGAUAUUUAGAGUUGUAAGGUCCGGGAAUAGGCAAAUGAAGAGGCUUUUUAUGAUGAUUUCGCUCAAUGUUGCGUAUUCUACUGUGGAAUUGGGAAUUGGGCUCUUCACGGGGCGUGUUGGUUUUGUAUCUGAUGCAUUUCAUCUGACAUUCGGUUGUGGUCUCUUAACAUUUUCUUUAUUUGCCAUGGCUGCUUCUCGAGGAAAGCCUGAUCGUGUGUACACUUACGGGUUUGAUAUUGGCAUCCUGGUUUCUGUCCCUCGGGUAUAUUGCUUCAUCUUGCAUUUUCAACUUCAGGUUGAGAAUGCUGAAGUCUUAUGUUUGGGACUAGUUUCAGUUGCAGUUUUUGUGCUUGUCAUGCCACUCUUUAAAUCUACUGCUGGCGUCUUACUUCAAAUGGCUCCACCUAGCAUUCAUUCUUCAGCAUUGAACAAAUGCCUAAGACAGCUGAGAUGCAACCUCUAAAGAGAGAUCAUGGUUAUCCGCUGCGAGUGGUUGUUCCUGGUGUUAUAGGUGCACGUUCUGUCAAAUGGUUGGAUUCCAUUAACAUAAUUGCAGAAGAAUGUCAGGGCUUCUUUAUGCAAAAAGACUACAAAAUGUUUCCCCCAUCAGUGAAUUGGGAUAACAUCAAUUGGUCUACCAGGAGGCCACAAAUGGAUUUCCCUGUCCAGGUAUAUGCUUGAUGUUGCUGCAAAGAUUUUUCAUUUGUUUCUUUGGAUAAAAGGGAGAGUUUAUUACAGAAAUGAAAACCACCUCCUCAACCACCCCCCCCCCGCAACCAAAAAAGAGGAGAGAGGAUACUGGAUGAUAAAGUAUCUUCCUCUCGAUGAAUACAAGUUAUUUGGCAAUUCAUUGGUUGAAAUCUUAUUAUUGGGAGCCUCAGACAGAACAGAUUCCUUUCCAAAGAGAUGGAACUGCUGAAAUCAGGAAAGAAAUCAAAUCAAAGGAAAGAAAUCAAAUCAAAACUCCAGGAAUUGGCAUCAUGCUUGAAAGUUAGGCAGAAUUCCCUACCUGGUUCUUCACUAAUCAAAGGAAAACGUUGCAUACAUUUCUUGGCCAAAGUUUGGAAUUCUUUACUCAUAAUAUUGCAUUCCUUCCUCAAGACUUAGAAGGUAGUGCUACCUCUUCUGCCUUCUCUCAAACAGGAACUGGGGGAACAUCAACAAAUGUUCCAUCAUCCCAAUCACCAGAAUGGAAGAAGGAAAUUGAAGCAAAGUUUGAAGAGAAGUAUAAUAGUUUGCAGAAACUUGUAGAAGACCAAAAUCAGCUGAUAGCUAAAAUGCGUGAUGAAAUACAGACAGCGAAGAUGGGACAACAGUCUUCCUCAUUGAUGCCAUCAUCGUCUGAUAUUCCUCCAGCUCAUAGAUCCCUUGUUGAUUCACAUAUGGAUUAGCAUAAUGUCAUUUCUCACGUACUUAAAUAAUAUAUUUUAUGAUAGGAAUUUGAUACUAUUUGGAUCCAUUAUAUAUUUUGAGAUAUUUUAAGUUUCUUAGUGUUGAACUAUAGUAAUGUUUUGAACUUUUAGAUUGCAGAAUUAUGAAAUGAAGUUUAUGUGUA
Messenger RNA from Manihot esculenta (cassava), 2070 nucleotides. RefSeq names its product metal tolerance protein C2. Gene Ontology annotation, molecular function: zinc ion transmembrane transporter activity. The record is from RefSeq and is a predicted model, not a curated record. The transcript is spliced from 8 exons. NCBI's taxonomy places the organism in Eukaryota, Viridiplantae, Streptophyta, Magnoliopsida, Malpighiales, Euphorbiaceae. Gene Ontology annotation, cellular component: Golgi apparatus; membrane. Gene Ontology annotation, biological process: zinc ion transport; transmembrane transport; intracellular zinc ion homeostasis. The coding region runs from base 472 to 978 and encodes 168 amino acids.